Messenger RNA from Ruditapes philippinarum (Manila clam), 6074 nucleotides. RefSeq lists its product as uncharacterized. NCBI's taxonomy places the organism in Eukaryota, Metazoa, Mollusca, Bivalvia, Venerida, Veneridae. The record is from RefSeq and is a predicted model, not a curated record. Bases 219 to 4325 code for a protein of 1368 amino acids. The transcript has 25 exons.
UUCACAACACUGUGUAAAGUAAUGAUGAAAUACAUUCAGAAGAGCUGUAAUUGUGAAAAUAUAGCUAUAUAUUAUAAUAGUUAGGUCCUUUUAUAAAAAUCUGCAGAAAAAAUAUGAAGGAUUUUACAUAAGUAUAAGUUUACAAAACGGUGACAUCAUCAUCACUCGAAUCAACGACUUGCUUACUGCUGGAAUAAACCCUAACAUCAGCGAGAACCAUGACAUCCGUGGACCCGCCAAAAGCCUGGGUGACCAUCGAGACCGUGGUAUCAGAGAAACCAAUGUCCGCCGAUGACACACCAAGGUCAGCCGAUGAUAAAUCUAGGAGCGACGAGGAGAAAUCUAGGAGCGAUGAAGUAAACUGCAUGAGAGGUGAUGAGAAUCCGGCGAACGACAAUGAGGAAAGAGGACCCAUUGCGAAAGGUUCGAUAUCAGAGCAUGGCAUUUAUAGCAGUGAACAGUUUAUGACAGUAAAUAUAGAAGUGUCACAAGAUGAUGAACAGCUACACAAUAAAACACAUUUGGUCCUUGUGGUCGACAACAGUGGUUCCAUGGCUGGUAACCCUUGGAAACAGGUAAAAGAGUCUCUACAUGCAAUUAUCGACUCCAGCAUAGACAUGGCACAUUUCAAGACUGAUCUUAUUGUGUACAAUGCCACUGCAACUCAUGUUCAUUUUAUUAAAUCCAAUUAUAAAAAGACAAUAGAUGACCUUAAAGCAGGUGGAAUGACGAAUUUUGUUGCUGCUUUUGAAAAAGUGACUGAAAUAGUGUCAAAAACAGGUGCGGACUAUAAACAGACGGUGGUUGUUCUUCUAACCGAUGGACAAGACACAUGUAGCAACCAGGUGAAGCUGUCGGGCCUGAUCCCAAACCUGGAAAAAGGAUUAAAACGAUGUUCAAAACAAACAAUUGUUCAUGCUGUUGGUUUCUCUAAAGAGCACGACUUCCGGUUUCUGAAGAAAGUAGCAGAAAAAGGUGGAACCAGCCCGGGUAUGUUUCGAUAUUGUGAACCAGGUGAUGAAAAACAGGCUCUACAAGCUAAACUUGAUGAAUUAUUUGAUUUUAUUCUUGAAAGUGAUACACGGAAGGUGACAGUCGAGAUGGUAGGAGAUACGAAUUUCAUAAUUGGACCGGAUAAACGAUCCAAGUCUGCUUCUAUCGUCGCAAAAGUCGCAAAAGAUAAAGAAACACAUGAGAAAAUCAAAGGUAAAACAGAAAGAGAUGCGAAUUUACUGGUUGCAGAUGCUUGGAUAUACAAUAAUAACCCUAACCAACUUCCAGCCCUUUCACUUUUUCUUGAAUCCAGUAUAAGAGUAGAUGGUUCAACAAGGCGUGUAUCCAUCCCAUGUGAAAUUGUUAACAUGACGCACAAAUUGGUAGACAAAGUACCUGAAAAGACCCGAUGGAGACUGCGAAUACUUGAAAGAAAUGUUGACAAUUUAUUGAAUAAAACUGUCGAUGAUGUCGCAAAAAAAGAAGAUGUGUCAAAAUUGCAAGCAAGAGUUGAAAAGAUCCAAGAUAGUCUGUCUAAAACUAAAGUGUUUGGUAAUGGAAUCAAUAAAGCAGAUCGGCAGGAGAUGUUUGAACUUAUCAGAGAUGUUCAAACCAAUUUGGAUCAAGUACAAAAGAUGUUGGCAGAAUAUAUGAGGAGUGGCACAGAUUCUAUAUCACUGUUAGCAAGAGCUCACGAUAUGAGAUACCAGGCUGUGUUCAACAAAGGCAGACGACAGCGAAUCAUGGACAAACGGGCAUCUAAAAACAUGCAGCACGCUGCAAACGCCCAGAAACAUUUAAAUCAACUCGUUGUUAAUCAGGAGGAAAUCAGAAAUAUAUCCCAGGAUGCAAAUGAUUUCUAUUUUUGUGUAAUGUCCCAGAAUUCUGUACAAGAUAUUCUGUUAGGAGAUGAAGUAGAGGAUGCGAUUGGCUUUAGCUUAGCAGUAAUGAGAAGCGAACUUGUUCUUGAUGAACCAACAUUGAUACGACUUCAAGUUAUCAGUGGGACAUUAGUAAGCCGUAACGCCAUGCUAGACGCUCUUGAGUAUAAGAUCAAUGUUAGUUCCCACUUAAAAGCACAUGGUGGAUUCGAAUUUGAUGAGAGCUCUCUUGGUGUAACAACUGUUGGGUCAAGCAGGGAGCCAAUCAACGCCUGGCUUCCUCUGUACGUCACAGCGUCACAUUGGAACAGGAUAAAGGUGAUAUUGAAACCGGCACUUGGCUCAUUUUGUACACUAGAUCCUCUAGGAUAUCAUUUUAAGCAACUUGACGUGAUGUUUAUGGUACUUGGGUCUAUGAUCGGUCAACUGUCAGACCAGUCAAUUGGUGAACAUCAACUAAAAUUACUCUUUGCUGUAUUAAGAACAUGUGUAGCAUGUUUAGAAGACUUUGACAAGGUAUCUGAUGUGACGGCAGUCGUCAAAGAAUUUGUAGCUUCUCCUGCUGGUAGAACAAAAGAUAUCAUACCAAAUCUCCAUACUCUUAUUGGAUACAUCGUGGCACUGCCGGUAGAGAAACAGAAAGAAGUAUUCCCUGAUAAAGAAUCAUUAAAGCAAUUCUGGUUGGCAUUUUUAUCAGAAUGGUUACGACGGGCUGCUUCACCCUUGUAUAAAGACACUCCGUUAAAUGAAAUUAACGGAAUUAUUAACAGUUUGGUUAAUGUUGUCAGCAUGUCAGAAACAGAGAAAACAAAACUGCAACAGAAGCCUGUAUGCAAUUUUGCGAAAGAAUUGGAACGACUCUGCCUCCAAGAAACCAGCGGUAAUGUUGACAUCCCUCUGUUCGAUCCUGCCUCUGGUUUACAAGAUCUGGAAUCUAAAAUAGAACUUAAGCACUCUGAAAAGAUAGAUAAAGCAAUGGAAAUAUGGGCAGAGCAAAAAACCGGGCUUCAGAAGAAUCUUGAUCAGACGAAGAAAUAUAAAUCUGCGUUAAGUGUUGUACACAGCUGGGUAAACGACUCGAAUGUUAUUUCUACAAUAUCUGAACAUCUAGAGGGAAACGUUUGUGAUGGUGAAGUAGAAACUACAUAUUCUUCAGGUGAUUAUGAUCGUGACGAAGUACAGGAAGAAUUAGAAUGUCGUACAAGUAAAUCAGAAGAGCAAACUACGUCAUCUGAAGAAAGUUAUGAUGUCGAAAAUAUGACCGAAUAUACCCUACAAGUCAUAGCUAAGAUUCAUAAUAAACUUACUAAGUCCGCAUAUCCGGGCAUCACUUCUGUACCUAGUCUCAUGGCAUUUGUAAAUACAUGGUUGAACUGUGGACAUAACAUGACAGAAAUUGAUGCUAACAGUGGGAUAGCACCUGACAACUGGAUUGAAGAGAUCAAGUGUGCAGUAAUGGAUUCAUAUGUGAAGCUCAAAACAAACACAUUAGCAGAAAGAAAUGUAUCAUCAACUCAGUCGGACGUCACUGUUAUAGUAAUAGACGGAGAGCCUACUAACACUGAGCAAUUAGAAAAAGACAUCCCGUUCAGUGAAGAACAAACUGAAUACUACGAUGAAGAUGACGAUGAUGACAUGAACUAUGAUGACGAUGAUGACGAAGAUGGAUAUAUGGAAAUGAGUGCGCAAAGAGAGAAAAAUAAGAACAAAAACAAAAAAGAAAGAAGAAUUUGUCUUACACAGAUUAUCAAACUUGUCGAUAAUGAAGUUAACGUGGUGCAAUUGAUUCGUGCAAUGUUAUGUCAAGCUGUGCGGUUUCAUAGUAACAGUAGCGCACGUGUAGCUAUUGCUGAUAAGAAGAUGUUUGAUGUUAAAGAAGGGAACGAAGUGGUUUUGGAAAUAAUCAAAUUAAAUCACGAGUAUCUUGAUGAGUUCAAGAAAAGUGCAAGACAAAAUGCUGUAGACCGAGCAUUGUGGAAGAGAGCAAAUUACUGCAUGUUGAUGGCAACGUCACCUUGGGCGUUCGUUGGGUAUUUGAUGAAUACUCACAAAAGUCGACUAGAAGGCUUCAGUGAACUGGUAGAGUUAUUCAUAAAAUCUGUAUCUCCUGACACAGACCUACCUUUUGUGAAGGAAAAGGUACACAUUCUGUUGACAGGCAAGUACGAGACUUAUCCUGUUCUCGACAAUGGUAACCAAUGGCUGCCAGAGAAGAAAAUGGCUCGCAAUUUUAAGAACCUUCUCGGAGAAGAGGUAUGGACAGAGUUCGAGAUGGACCUUCGUUCGAAUGUACAAAUACAUAUUUAUCGGGAGUCAGAUAUUCCAAAUCGACAUGGUCACUGCAACUCGAAUCCACACAUACCAAACGCCCUUAGAAAGAAAUUAGGUAUGCCUAUGCUACCGGAGAAAAAGAAUGCAUAUAAGGCGGCAAGGAAGGGAAAACGAAGAUAGUGACAUCUAGGAAUGAUGAACAAAGAAUAGAUCUCGCAGUUUCCAAUAUUUAUACUUCUCCCUAGGAAUUUGUUUUUUCUAUAUUCUCUAUUUUGUAUCACGUAAUAUGUUAGUGUUUUUGUAUUUCAAACUGUAAUGACGAAGUAUUAUCUUUUAUUUGUUGAAUUUACAGCAAAUCCCAUUAAUAUUGAAAGCAAUAUAAGUUAUACAAAUAAAACUGGUAAUUUACAAUAAACUUAUUGUGUACGGAAGUAGCCAGAACUGCGAGAGGAUUAUAUAUUAUAUUACGGCAAACGAAGCUUGAAUAAUACUGGAGUCAGCAGCGUGUACCAUGGCCAUUCUAUAUACACGUCUGUGAUAACAGAAAAAUAUUUGAAUCCGUCUUCAAACAGAAAUUGUGGCUGUCGAUUUUUUUUUUAUUUACUUCAGAUGGUACAAAUGGAUUUGGGUCAAUAGAGAACAAAAGAACCACGUGCAUGUACAUACAAAAACUCACGUUUGACAUUGAAAAUAUUUUAUGUUACGUUUUAUUUUGAAUUCCUUUUGCAUUGUUAUGUUUUCUAAUAUUAUUAAGAACAUAUGUGAGGAUAACUUCAAAAUACUAGAAACUCAAGGAAAGAGGGUUUCAGAAACAAUGCCAUUUUGUUCUGUUCUCUGUAAGUCAUAGAAACUGACAACGCUCAGGAACUCAUUCAGUUAGAACAAUGUUAAACAUAUGAUAUCUGGAAAAAUUGUGAUCCCUCGAAUACAUUAAUAACAACAAAAUAACAUGAAAACUGCAGACUCGGUUUGAUUUAGUCUGUACAAGAGGAAUAAUGAAAUAGUACAACAUCGCAUAGACUUUAGCGGUACUCAAUGUGCUGAAAUUAAUGACCCCGGAGUGACAACACUGAAGUGAAGUACUCUGGUGUGCAUCCUUUUACCUAUGUUUGUAUAUAGAUUUAAAUAUGAACUGAAACCAUUAUUGUAUAAUACACCUUAAUUAUUAUAUUUAUGUGUUUUAAGUAAUACUUUAUUGAAUAACGCUAUGUUUAAUUGUAUUUUAUUCAAUUAAGAGCAAUUGUUAUUAUAUUUAUUAUUUUUUUAUGACUGUUCUGUAUCAUUUAAAGUAAAAAAAAUCUAUGUAUUUAUUUUUAUUAUGUGUUUCUUAACAAAAUGUUGUUAUGUUAUUGCAUAUCAUAUUUGUGUUAUAUACAUUUAUUUUGAUAAUCAUUUCAACAUAAAGGAUAUCUUUUGAUACUUUUUUGCACAUAAUCACUUGCGUAUUUUAAUUAAUCAACUUGAAGGUAUGGUAAACAUGAUUUUGUUUUAUACAACUAUUAAAGAAUGAUAAAACUAAAGAGCUGCAUCUGGAAUUGAAUCACGUAUAAGACGUAUUGGAUUACUUUUUGUCAAACAAUAUAUUACCUUUUUUCAAGAUGGGGCAACAUACUUUGGUUUAUACAGAAUUUAUUUUAGUUCGAUUGUGUAGGAAGUUAUUAGCUUAUAAACACACUUUCGAAUCCGUUCCUGGAACCAACCAGUACUGAGCAAUGAGUGUAAAGUUUCUUGCUCAAGGAAACAAUGACUUGCCCCUGUCAGGGUUUAAACCCAUGCGGCUAGCGAUCAUAAGAUUACUAGUCCGAAGCGUUAAUCACUCGGCCAUGCCGCAACAUACUUUGUUAAAAGAAGCAAAAAGUAUGCAUGUGCAUGAAACGUUUUAUUAAUAUAACAGAAAUAAAGAAAAUAAAAGUAUAUAUCAGACAUCAA